This is a messenger RNA of Westerdykella ornata, 1491 nucleotides long. RefSeq names its product Ribophorin I. Bases 1 to 1491 code for a protein of 496 amino acids. The transcript has 2 exons. Gene Ontology annotation, cellular component: oligosaccharyltransferase complex; membrane. NCBI's taxonomy places the organism in Eukaryota, Fungi, Ascomycota, Dothideomycetes, Pleosporales, Sporormiaceae. The record is from RefSeq and is a predicted model, not a curated record.
AUGAGGUCGUUUUCAUUGCUGGCAAGCUGUCUGGCAGCGCUCUCAAGCUUCGUCGCUGCCGAAUUGAACUUGUCCCAACCGCUCGUGUCGAAGCAAGUGUUGUCUGGGACCUUCAAACCACCACAAGUGUUCAAGAACACCAAUCUAGUCCGGACGACGAACUUGGACAAAUUCUAUCCCCGAGAAACAAUCAAUGUCAUUAUAGAGAAUAUCGACUCAAAACCCCAAUCGGAAUACUACCUCCCUUUUGAAUCCCGGUUAAUAUCAAGAGUUGGAGGUUUGGAGGUUAGGGACAAGAAAGAUGUCGCUAAAGGAGCAUUCAAGGUCGAGGUGGUUGGUUUCGACACUGAAAGCCCCACGGAGUUCUACCUAAUCCACCUUCCGGUUCCGCUGGAGCCCAAGCAACAGCAAACCCUGAGCAUUACGUACUCCAUCCUCUCUGCCGUCACACCGGUCCCCGCCCAUAUCGGUCAGAACGACAAGCAAUAUCUACAAUACACCUUCAGCGCGUAUGCACCCUCCGCCUAUGUCACCGAGAACCAGAAGACCAAGAUAAAGUUUCCGAAUACCGACGUACCGGACUAUACAAAGCUUCCUGCGGAAUUGAACUCCGAGAAGCACGCGGAUCCCCAGAAACAAGGAACCACUUUUACCUAUGGCCCCUACGCAUCCGUUCCGGCGGGCGCGGAGCAAUUGGUCAGCGUCCGAUAUGAAUUCACGAAGCCUGUGGCACAUGUAUCACUCCUGGAGCGCGAUAUUGAGGUCUCCCACUGGGGCGGCAACUUGGCGACUGAGGAGCGCUACUGGUUGGAGAAUCGAGGCGCUCACCUGAAGAACCAGUUCUCGCGCGUUGAGUGGCAGAAGAGCUCAUACAUGAACCCAGCCACCUCGGCUCUCAAGGCUCUCAGCCUUCCUCUCCAUCCUGGAGCCGUUGACCCCUAUUUCACGGAUGACAUCGGCAACGUUUCGACUUCCCGGUUCCGUCCCGGAAGGAGAGAAACCGUCCUGGAGGUGAGGCCUCGCUACCCAGUCUUUGGAGGCUGGAAGUACAGCUUCCGGGUUGGAUGGAACGCCGACUUGUCCAGCUAUCUGCGUAAGCUAGCGACUGGCGAGUCUUAUAUCCUCAAAGUCCCGUUCCUGGAAGGUCCUCGCCAGCCUGAAGGUAUUGAAUACGCUCGCGUCAACCUUCGUGUCAUCCUUCCUGAAGGUGCCACCAACGUUAGAUAUGCUACGUCUGUGCCCCUUAUCGACAGCACCACGAGCCUACACAAGACCUUUAUGGACACCCUCGGACGAACAGCAUUGAGCCUCACUGCGAUCAAUGUUGUUGAUGAAUUCAGAGACCGCGACCUGAUUGUCACUUAUGACUACCCUUGGACAGCGGGUCUCCGCAAGCCGCUUGUCAUUACUUUGGGCAUGUUCAGCGUCUUUGUGGCCGUUUGGGUCAUUGGAAACAUAGACACAAGCAUAGGCAAAAAGAAAACAGCGUAA